GCUAAGACGGUCGCAGUUGUCCACCGGCACGGGUGAUCCACGGAAUGUUCUCCUACAAACCACUGACUUCCGAACUAGCGAAGGCCGUUCAGGUGCCCACUAAUGGCCCACUGGUUGAGGUACAUCUAAACGAUCAUUCCGAUCUACCGGUGUACGGUAAGGGCCGAAAGAAGGCAGCGUACAGUGUGCUAAACGAAAACUACAAACACUUUGCGGAGCGGAUCCACAACCUGACGGUGUACGAGGAUGAUUUGUGGGUAGUGACGGCACCCAAAUGCGGUACAACGUGGACCCAGGAGAUGAUGUGGUUACUCGAUCACGAUCUCGACUAUCGGACGGCGGCUGACGUUAACCUACUGCACCGAUCGAUCUUCAUGGAGUUCAGCACGCUGGUGCCAGCCCUCGAAGAGGACACAGUCAGCCGCGUGGAGCAAAUGAGUCGUCCCAGGCACAUCAAAAGCCACCUUCCGAUGGCUCUGCUCCCGAAGCAGCUGUGGACCGUGCGGCCCCGCAUCGUGUACUGUGCCCGCAAUCCCAAAGAUAUGAUCACCAGCUUCUACCAUCACUACCGACACCUGCAUCAUUACGCCGGCUCUAAGGAGGCAUUUCUGGAGGCCAUUCUCGAGGAUCAGAUGAUAUUCCUACCCCAGAUAGCGCACACACUGGACUUUUGGGCCUUGCGCUCGGAACCGAACAUCCUGUUUAUCCACUACGAGCAAAUGAAACGGGACAUGGCCAGUGUGCUUGAGUUGGCUUCCAAGUUUAUUGGGAAAUCCUACAGCAAACAGCAGCUUGCGGCGCUCGAAGAGCACCUCUCGUUCGAUGUGAUGAAAAAUAAUAAAUCCGCCAACAACUCGGUCCUGCUGGACAUUGUGCACACCAUCUCCAAGCCAGAAGCAGCGUCUGACUUCCGAUUCAUGCGAAAGGGACAGAUUGGAUCCCACCGGGAAGAGAUGUCGCCGGAAUACAUUGCCCGGCUGGAUGCGUACAUCGAGCGAAACCUAACUGGAAGUGACUUCAGGUUUAUCGAGUAAAAAGCGGUGACUUCUGGCAACACAAGCGCCAUCGCACACCACCACCACGCAGGCCUACAGGGUGGCCAAGGUCAUCGCCGAAACUGUUGGCCGACGGACGGACGGACAGGUUUUUUGUGGCUGUGUAUGUGUGUAGCUUAGAUGCGAAAAAAAUAAAAGCUGCAAUUACCA
Anopheles cruzii is the source of this 1205-nucleotide messenger RNA. RefSeq names its product luciferin sulfotransferase-like. Gene Ontology annotation, cellular component: cytoplasm. Gene Ontology annotation, biological process: sulfation. The transcript is spliced from 5 exons. NCBI's taxonomy places the organism in Eukaryota, Metazoa, Arthropoda, Insecta, Diptera, Culicidae. The record is from RefSeq and is a predicted model, not a curated record. Gene Ontology annotation, molecular function: sulfotransferase activity. Bases 45 to 1034 code for a protein of 329 amino acids.